Messenger RNA from Naegleria gruberi, 828 nucleotides. RefSeq lists its product as uncharacterized. The coding region runs from base 1 to 828 and encodes 275 amino acids. Gene Ontology annotation, cellular component: endoplasmic reticulum; membrane. Gene Ontology annotation, biological process: lipid homeostasis. The transcript has a single exon. The record is from RefSeq and is a predicted model, not a curated record. NCBI's taxonomy places the organism in Eukaryota, Heterolobosea, Eutetramitea, Acrasida, Naegleriidae.
AUGAGUGGAGUGAUUCAAAUUGUUCAAGACGUGCAUCAAAGUUUGUCUUCUUAUGGAAUUUCAACUCCUCAUCAAGUAUUGUUGGCAAGUUUGGUCGGAAAUCUCUUGCUCUAUUUAUUUGUUAUGAAAAUUCUUUGUAAAACAAUUCUCCUUCCAAAGUUUUACAAUUCUCUUCAACUCAAAGAUCGAAAUGAAUACGAAUCACGUAUCAUUUCUUCAAUUCACUCAUUUGUGAUGGGAUUUGUCGGAGGAUGGAUUUUAUUGAAUGAUAUCAAGUUUUUGUCUGAAUGGGAUUUCCUUCACACUUCUUUAUAUGCUGAAUGUAUCUUUUACUAUUCAACUGGUUAUAUGAUUAUUGAUUUAUUGUUUGUCUUUUAUUAUUAUCCACAAAUUGGAGGAAUUGAAAUGAUUAUUCACCAUGUUUGUAUUGCUGGUGCUCAAAUUGCACUUGUUCAAUUGAAGGUUGCUCAAAUUUUGGGUGUCUGGGUCACAUUGACUGAACAUACUACUGUUUUUAUUAAUGGUAGAUGGUUCUUGGAGAAGGGAGGCUUCAAGGAAGCAAUGAUCUAUGUCUUGAACGGAUUAAUGAUGUGGCUUUCAUGGGCAAUCUUUAGACUUGGAUAUGUUGUCUUUAAUAUUCUCUUCUUUGUUCAUACUUGGGGAGCUUGGAUGAAUUAUGUUGGUGAAAAGGGUGUUAAUGGUUGGAUUGCUCUCGGUUUUUGGCUUCUCCAAUGUUUGAAUUUGGCCUUUUUGAAUAUCAUGUGGUUCACUAAACUCACUAAGGGUAUUAUCAAGGCAUUGUCUAGUAAGAAGUCAAAGAAGGAAUAG